AUGGGGAGGUUCUGUUUCUGCUUUCCGAAAUGUAGAGUGGCAAAAAUCAUGGCAUGGCUGCAAAUCGUACUCGGAGGGCUAGUGAUCCUAGUGAGCUUGGCAAGUCUGUACAAGCUCUACAAUGCUGGUUUCUUCCUCCACAACGAAGAUAUCUGCCGCCAUCUCUACACAGGAAGGACCGAAUCCUUCAGCGAAGGAUUCGACAUCAGGGCACUCAAGGAUCGUGUAGAUGAAGUGCUCGACCAAAUGUCUGAACUACAACAAAGCCUCGAGAGGUCGGUCAAACAGAUGGACAAAGCUCAUCAAGACUUGGGCAAAACCACCAUGUCAAAAUUGGAUCACAAGAGGUUCUUGGAACAACAAGUGAUCAAGCCUCUCUACUCUGCCCACAUUGCUCUAAGGCAGAUCAGGUUCCCGAACCUGGAUCCAAACUCUUCGACGAUUUCGAUCAAGGAGCCUCCUUUGAUCAAUGCGUUCAUCACUGAAGAGAUCAGGAAGUACAUUACUCCCAAGGAGAACAGGAUUGGGAAGAUGAACAUCUAUGGAACCAAGAGUGUUCACAACACGAUAGGCCAUUCGUGUGCCUUGAUGAAGAAGGAACUGGAAGAGUACAUGGAUUACGACAUUGGAUCGUACUGUAAAGAUGAUUGGAACCUUGCUCAGAAGCUGAUGGUUGGUGGGUGUGAUCCUCUGCCGAGGAGGCGUUGCUUGACAAGAGCGUCCAAGGUGUAUAACAAGCCAUUCCCUAUUAAUGACUCCCUGUGGAGAACGCCGGAGGAUGGGAAUGUGAGAUGGAACAAUUAUCAAUGCAGGAACUUUGCUUGCUUGUCCAGCAAGAAUCCCAAAAGGGGUUACUCGAAAUGCACAGGUUGUUUUGAUAUGGAGAAGGAGAAGCUAAAGUGGGUUGUCAACUCAUCACUCCCAGUUGAUUUCCUGAUUAGAGACGUGCUGGCAAUCAAGCCUGGCCAACUCCGAAUUGGUCUGGAUUUCGGCAUAGGAACCGGUUCGUUCGCUGCCAGGAUGAGGGAACAAAAUGUGACCAUUGUCUCAACUUCUCUAAACCUUGGAGCUCCAUUCAGUGAGACGAUUGCUUUGAGAGGGUUGAUCCCUCUGUAUGUGACACUGAACCAAAGGCUUCCCUUCUUCGACAACACCAUGGAUUUGAUCCAUACCACGGGGCUUAUUGACGGGUGGAUGGAUAUGCUGCUGCUGGAUUUCAUACUGUUCGAUUGGGAUCGAAUCCUGAGGCCGGGAGGAUUGCUGUGGAUCGACAGGUUUUUUUGCCUUAGGAAGGAUUUGGAUGAUUACAUGUAUAUGCUGUUGCAGUUUAGGUAUAAGAAACAUAGGUGGGCUGUUGUUCCCAAGUCUGAGAGUGAAGUCUAUCUCUCUGCCUUGAUGGAGAAGCCUCCUAGAGCUAUCUGA
Messenger RNA from Linum tenue, 1422 nucleotides. NCBI's taxonomy places the organism in Eukaryota, Viridiplantae, Streptophyta, Magnoliopsida, Malpighiales, Linaceae. The record is from the annotation of a GenBank genome assembly.